CUUAGAGAAAAAAUGUAAUAAAACUCACAGAACAGUGACUUUGUCAGGUUGGCGUUCAAGUUGAGGGCGUAACAAACAAAAUCUCCUUGGUGAGCCUUGAAAAGAAAACAGAAACACAGAUGACUGCCCAGCAGAAGAAAAGGACGCUGAAAAUGUCUAUUACGCAGGAUAACUGAAGAAAGGAGAAGUUACUUACAUUUCACAUAUAAAUCUAUCACGACUUUGUAAGCAAUUAAUCUCAUAAUCCUGAUUACUACCCUAUUUUUGCCAUUUUGAAAAUGGCAGGAGGUAGGAAACAUUUGGCAAAUCGAAGUCACCCUAUUCGACCCCCUAGUCUUCCAUGUGAUGAAAAAUCUAGACUUGCGGCUUUAGACGGCAUUGGCCAAUCUCAGAGACACAUCCCCAUGCCUGAUAUUGCAGUGGACGGAGAACUCUUCCAUGAAUUUUUGAUGUUUUCCUUUUCCAUCAUAUCUUGUGGACUUCAAUUUCUACAUCUAUAUCGCUCAGUGUGGUGGCUUCCGAUGUCCAACAACAAUUAUGCCAUGAAUUUUUACUUGGUGGACAUCUACUUGGUUGCAUUUAUUGGAGCUAUGCUCAGUCGUCAAUUUGUGUACUGCCUGUUCAAGAAAAUAGUCAUCCAAACCUUGCUUCCCACAUCAAUUCAGUCCUUUGCAGACAAAAUUUUAAGAUGGACUCUCUUGGGUGUUUUGUCCGUUGUUUUGCUAGUCUGUGCUAUCUACAUACUUGAUGGCAGUCAAAUAGUCAAUAUCUUAUAUUUGGGAUAUCCUGCUUCGGUAUAUUUGAUUCUCUUUGGAUUCCGCAUUGGACCAUUCCUUUGCAGCACUGAUCAUGGACCAGAUCAGCUGAAAGGCGAAGCAUUGCACUCAUGCCCAUCUUCAGCUCCGGCCGUUCGAGCUGAGGCAGACGCUUUAAAAGCUGACUUCAAUGCCCGAAUGAGACAUAUUCUGUUUAAUUCGGUGCUAAGCGCAUAUUAUGCUGCGUUCAUUCCGUGUUGCUUUGCUCAGAGCUUUCUAGCCUAUGACCUUGUGUGGGCAACGCAACACCUGCUCUUUGUGUGGCUUGGCACCUUUACAAUGGCUGCAGCACAAACUUUCCCAGUCCAAUAUGUUGAUGUCCUACAUCGUUCUGCGCUUCACCUGGGAAAGUGGUCCAAGCUGGAGGGAUGCAGAUCUCACCUGCCAACUCAUACGUGGCAUGAGGGCACGGUUUGGCCAAGUGGGUCGCUAGUCAAGUACUUGAGAGAAAUCUACAGAGCUGAGGGAGUUCAGACGGUGUGCGCCGAACCUGCCAACCUUGCGCACGUCAGAUUUUAUGCUGUUUUCCACAACCCCGGUAUCCUGUAUGGCACCCUGCUGCUCCUACAGGGAUUGCUGGUGUUCAUUCAGCUUGGACUUUUGGCCCACAUGGGCUCUGAGUGGUGGCGCGCCCUCUCCUUGACCACAAUGCUCUUUGUCAAUUACUACACCUUGUUCAAAGCGACUCGCGACACAGUUGUUAGCUGGCGACUUUCCACAAGUGAAAAACUGCUCCACUCGAAACUUGCGGCCGGGUGACAAGGGUGGGUGCACCCUACUAAUACAUAAACUAUAGGAAGGGUGUGCAGCUUAGUGGUUUUAAUCUUGUGUUCGCGCUUUUGUGGCUAUGAUGCAAAAACUGAUUUUGUGUAUUUUUUGUGUCUAAAAUGUUAACUCUGUGACAUAAAAAUGUGUCCUGUGAGAUAGACUUGAUAUUUAAGACUUCCCUAUUGAAUGUAGUCUUUUAAACUAGAUGGAGUAAAUAUUCUAUGUUUGAUAUUUGUGUAUUCCUCAUAACAUAACUUUCAACGCUUGCAUAUUGAUUGAUGUGUGCUUUGGUCCCAAUUAAAAAGAUUUUGUAAUCGAGAA
Messenger RNA from Cloeon dipterum, 1904 nucleotides. Its product is annotated as transmembrane protein 39A. Lineage: Eukaryota; Metazoa; Arthropoda; Insecta; Ephemeroptera; Baetidae. The transcript is spliced from 12 exons. Bases 279 to 1574 code for a protein of 431 amino acids. The record is from RefSeq and is a predicted model, not a curated record. Gene Ontology annotation, cellular component: membrane.